Molecule: messenger RNA, 935 nt
Organism: Chara braunii
Lineage: Eukaryota; Viridiplantae; Streptophyta; Charophyceae; Charales; Characeae
Source: the annotation of a GenBank genome assembly
GGUGUCGAUGCUUCCACGGCGAACAUGGCAAUGGGGGGAAGGUCCCAACGUCCGAGGAGGGCAUCUCAUCCUGAGGGAGGAAAAAAGCACAAUCCAUGGACGUUGGAGGAGCGAAUAGUGUUGGCAAACGUAAGCAAAAAAAAUUACGCUCUUAUGGCUGAUGCCAACGGCAUCCAUUGACACAUGAUGAGGGCGAACAGGUGCAUGUGGAUAGUAGAUUGGUUGAGAGAUGAGGAGCACAACAAGACGGAGGAGGACUAUAGAAAAAAGUGGACGAAAAUGACGGACAUCGUCAGCCGGAUCGGGGACAAGUGCUACACAUCAGGGCAGUCGGGUUACUUCAACAUGAUGACAAAGCAGCGAGGAGAGCAGGGGGUAUGUACGACGUUCGAGCAAGGUCUUUGGGAUGUGAUGGAGUGGUGGCGCUUGAAGAGAUCGUCCACGUGUGACACCACUCUAGCGUCCGAGGACUUGGGUGGUACCCGAUCCGAGGACGGUGGUGGAGGAACCGGGUCAGCGGAAGGUGGUGGGGAUAGCGGAUCGGCGGAAGGCGAUGGAGGGAACGGACUAGGGCAAGUUGCCAAAGGGAGUGGAUCGGGGCAAGGUGGGGGGGGGAGUGGAUCAUGGCAAGGUGGGGGAGGGAGUGCAUCGGGGCAAGGAGGGGGUGGAAGUGGAUCAUCCCAGUCGGGUAAUGGAGCAUCUGCUGUCGGUGCGAUGGACACGUUAGACACCAGUGCUAAAUCACGUAGGACAUCAUUUGGGAGUGUGCGUGGGGACGCAGUUGCGUCUUCGUCGGGAACAAAGACGGUGAUGGAGGAUUUGGCGCGGACUUUAUGCAAGGGCCUUGAAAAAGCAUCGGGACGCUGACAUAUGUGAUGUGCGAGGGAGCGCCGAUGAUGUUGACGAAGAUAGGGGAUGCGGUUGUCCUGAUCUGA